This is a messenger RNA of Melanotaenia boesemani (Boeseman's rainbowfish), 632 nucleotides long. It is a transcript of the gene mrpl35, whose product is annotated as mitochondrial ribosomal protein L35. The transcript has 4 exons. Gene Ontology annotation, molecular function: structural constituent of ribosome. Lineage: Eukaryota; Metazoa; Chordata; Actinopteri; Atheriniformes; Melanotaeniidae. The record is from RefSeq and is a predicted model, not a curated record. Gene Ontology annotation, cellular component: ribosome; mitochondrion. Gene Ontology annotation, biological process: translation. The coding region runs from base 19 to 549 and encodes 176 amino acids.
UACUUGCACAGGAAAAACAUGGCGACCGUCCUGGCAAGACGUUUUCCUGGGCUGCUGAGGCCGCUGUCUGCGGCUGUGUGUACCAGGGCACCUCAGCUCUGUAAACUCUCCAGCUUCAUCCAUCCCCCGUCUCGCUUCGGCCCCACAACAGUCGCUGUCCGCGCUCCUCUUUGGGCCGACGUGUGUCGGACACCUCGAUACAACAUCUUGCAGCGUGUGUCCCCACUUGUUUCCAGUCUGACCCAGCAGCCAAGCAGAAGUCUGACAUACUUCAGUGUGAAAAAGGGGAAGAGGAAGUCUGUAAAAUCUGUGACUGACCGGUUCAUGCGGCUACAUUGUGGUCUUUGGAUCAGACGUAAGGCUGGAUACAAGAAGAAACUGUGGAAGAAGAUGCCUGCCAGACGAAAGCGCCUCAGGGAAAUUGUAUUUUGUAACAAAACACAGAGCAAACUCCUAGAUAAAAUGACUACCCCCUUUUGGAAACGGAGAAACUGGUAUGUCAAUGAUCCAUAUCAGAAAUACCACGACCGGGUCAAUCUCAAACUGUAAAGUGAUUCAUGUAAAGCUUUCUUUGAAUUGUUUAAAUGCCGUGUCAUUGUUGUACGUAAGAGGAAUAAAGCCCUUUGUCAAAA